AUGCCUACUUCAGCAACCUCGUUUUCAACGGGCCUUAUUCUUUGUGCCACUUCGUUCUCCCUCGGAGCUAUUUACUCCAAUUGGGCUUAUGAUUACUAUACUCUUUGGACUUCGCAUCCUACAAACGAAUCAUUUGCUCUGUCUCUAUCGCAUUACCAGACAUGGGCUAAUAUGCCAACUUUUCUCCACCAUGUCCAUCACUUUAUUAUCGGACUGGGCUUUUUAGGUCUGUUCAUCAAACUAUACAAACCAUCCGAAUCUAAUACAUUGUUUGAUGGUGGAAGUCUAUUUUUAUAUGUAAUUGCUGUGGCUUUUUACAUUAGCAACUUGCAACGAGGUGUGUUCUCUGCUGUUGCUGGAGAAUGGGGUGAUGUUGACGAGCAUACUGGCAUCAAUGUCAUUGCUGCCACUCAAGUGUUUAUUGUUUUGGUGCUGUUGGGAGUUGUCGGUCUUCAAUUUGGUCAAUACUGGGCCGAAUUAGAAGAUGCUACUAUCCGAGCAAAGGCUGAUGCUGAAGAAAUCGUCAGUGAAGAAAAAGAUGCCGAACCUGAAAAGACCGAAAAACCUAUCAAGGAGUCUAAGAAGACUAAAUAA
Sugiyamaella lignohabitans is the source of this 594-nucleotide messenger RNA. It is a transcript of the gene SHR3, whose product is annotated as Shr3p. Gene Ontology annotation, cellular component: endoplasmic reticulum membrane. The coding region runs from base 1 to 594 and encodes 197 amino acids. The transcript has a single exon. Lineage: Eukaryota; Fungi; Ascomycota; Dipodascomycetes; Dipodascales; Trichomonascaceae. Gene Ontology annotation, biological process: endoplasmic reticulum to Golgi vesicle-mediated transport. The record is from RefSeq and is a predicted model, not a curated record.